AUGAUCGGACGAACCAUGCUACGCUGGCCAGCGUCGACGCGCGUGCUAUCCACGGCGCUACCUCAUACGGCUCCAGUAUCAACACGAAUCCUGGCGAUCCGUACCUAUGCGACACCCGGCCGGCCCAAGAGUGUCGUUGGUGAGCCUUCCCGCCCAGUGAAGCGCGCCGUCAAACGCGCCGCCGCUAAGCCCGCCGAUGGCACGUCGGCGGCAGAGAAGAAGCUCGCUGCUAGUAAGCGCAAGGCGGCCGCGAAGAAAUCGCAGAUUGUCUUGACAGAGGAGCAAAAAGCGGAACAGAAGGAGCGAUUGGCAAAGGCACAGGCCGCCAUGAAGGAGCGCCAAACCAAACAGAAGGCAGAUGCAAAGAAGCGCGUCGAGAAGGAUAGGGCCGUGGUGCUCAAGAAGCUUGCGCUCGAUCCCCCAAGUCGUUACAAACCCAGCGCAUACACUUGCUUCACGUCCGAAAAGAUCAAGGCAUCGGGUUCUCUCACUGAUGAGGAUGGUCGAAAGCACGCCCUUGGGGAUCGCAUGAGGAGUGUCGCCGCCGAAUGGAAAGCCCUCGGCCCGGCAGAUAUCGAGCACUACAACCACAUCGCGCGUCUCAAGACUGAGGCAGCCAAUGCCGCGUACAAACGCUAUGUCGAGAGCUACACGCCUGAACAGAUUCGUCAAGCCAAUGCUGCACGAAAGCAGUUAAACAAGAAGAACCCGACGAAGGCUGGUAAGGGUCUCAAGUAUCGGGAGAUUCAAGAUGAGCGUAUCGUCACGAGACCUCGAAACUCAUUCAUUCUAUUCGCCCUCAGUCGCCUUCCCAGCGCCGACUUCAAAAAUAUCUUGGCAAAGGACCGCAUGCAGCUGAUUGGCAAAGAGUGGAACGCGUUGUCUGCUGAUGAGAAGGCGAAAUUCGAAGAGUUGGCCAAACAAGACAAGACUCGCUAUCUCGAGGAAUUCAAGAACACUUACGGCUACGAAUAUGGAACGGAAAUCAAGUCACCUGUUGCAGCAGCUGCUUGA
Molecule: messenger RNA, 1014 nt
Organism: Ramularia collo-cygni
Lineage: Eukaryota; Fungi; Ascomycota; Dothideomycetes; Mycosphaerellales; Mycosphaerellaceae
Exons: 3
Coding region: 1-1014 (337 amino acids)
Source: RefSeq, a predicted model, not a curated record